Molecule: messenger RNA, 1332 nt
Organism: Fusarium pseudograminearum CS3096
Lineage: Eukaryota; Fungi; Ascomycota; Sordariomycetes; Hypocreales; Nectriaceae
Exons: 7
Coding region: 1-1332 (443 amino acids)
Molecular function (GO): nucleic acid binding; zinc ion binding
Source: RefSeq, a predicted model, not a curated record
AUGAGCGAUUUCUUUGACUGGGAUAGAGAUGAUGAAGAAGAUGCGAAGCAAGAUUUCAAAGCAGCGAUGGUGAAACAAUUCAACGAUAUUUAUGGAACAGAUCCCGACAAUCUUGAGAAUUGGCAGAAGCUUUGUCAUGUGCUGAACAUCGAGCCAGCCCCUACACGUUUGGAAGCAUGUCGCGAGCGUGUACGUCGGACACAUGUUAACUUGGUUGAUCUCGUCGAGACUGCGAACACUGGGUUGCCGGUUAAAGUGUUUGAGAGCCUGGAGCAGCUACAGGAUUAUACUGUUGAGAACGAAAGGUUCUUCCCCAAGUAUAGCGCUUACCACGGCGGUUUGCUCAGGUUCUUACUCCGCCAGAUUUUUCAUUGGUUGGGCACGCAAGAAGAAACAAACUUUGAAUGUGAGACCUGCGACCGCUACUUCAACGACAAGCAUGCUGUUGAACAGCAUAUGAGCGCACUGAAUCACUGGGCCGAUUCGCCAUCGGAAGAGUCAGAUUACUCCAGCUACAUUUGCGAGUUCGAUUUUUGUGACGAGGAACUUGACACUGCAGAUGAUCUAAGGAACCAUGAGAUUAAUGAUCAUUUGUACUGCGAUCCAUGCGAUCGGUCUUUUAAAGAUCUUAACAGUAUCAAGAUGCACCUCCGAAGUAGGGUACACCAAGGAGAAACUCAACACUGCCCCUUCUGCGGCCAAUCAUACGUGACUGCCGCCGGUGUGUUCCAACAUCUCGAGAACAAGGGCUGCUCUAAAGCUCCUUUAAACAGGGCGAUGGUCUACGAAGCAGUCAGAAGCCGGGAUCCCAACGGCACACUAACCAAGAAACUGCUCGACUGGUCCAAGUCCGUCCGUUUAGAGGCCACUGAGAGAUCCCUGAAUGCAGUCACAGGAGCCUUCGACUGCUCUCUGUGUGGGGCUUCUUUCAAUCGACUCCAAUCUCUUACCCAACACCUCCAGUCGCCAAAGCAUGAACAAAAGUUGUAUCAUUGCCCGAAGAAAGGUUGUGAUAGGCGAUUUACCACGCUCUCUGCCGUUACCAGUCACUUGGAGAGUGAGCAAUGCGGUUUCAUGCGCUUCGAAGAUGUUCAAGAGGUCCUGAACAACUACAUCCCAGUAGAGUUGAUCCUUUGGAUCUUCUUCGAGCCUAACAAGAUUGAUUAUUGUCCGGGUGAAGGAUUGAUAUCAAGUGAUUCCAUAAUGGCAUGUACGGCAAAUGGAAGCGCUACAAUGCGCUAUAGCCACUGUUAUUCUACAUGGGAUAGCGAUCUAAAAGUCCUCAGUGUCCAUGGUAAAAAGCGUCGUGUUAUCUUGAAAGUUACUUGCUGA